AUGGAAGAUCAUUAUUUAACUCAACAACAUCAACAUGUUGUACUAAAAGUUGUUCGUCAAAUAUUAUUGCAAUUAAGCGAUAGACAAUUGAAUAUUGAUCUUCAUCGAACAACAACUGCAGGCGCUUGUAACUCUGCUACAACUCAAUCAGAAGAGUUUUAUGAAAUGCUCAAUAUCUUGACAGGUGACAUCGAAACAUUGACUAGCGAUGGACAAAGUCUAACUAAUGAAUCACUUCAAAUACAAAUGUCACUUCCACCAUCGACAGAAGCAUUAUCGAAAGUGAAAUUAUCUAUUGAAGAAUCAAAUUCUUUUUUGGAAGGAGUAAAACACAAUCAAGAUAUUCUCAAUCAAGAUUUGUUAUCAUUGCAACUAAAAAUCAAUGAUUUGCAGUAUGUUUCAUAUGAUACAACAUUGGUUUGGAAAAUAACAAACUUUCGAGAAAAAAUGAGUAAGAUAAAUAAUUACUUUUAUGCCGUUGAUGCCAAAUUUGAAAGACAAACAUCAAUUUAUUCGCCUCCAUUUUAUUCAUCUCCAAAUGGUUAUAAAAUGAGAGCUCGUCUUUAUUUAAAUGGCGAUGGAAAUACUCGUUGUACACACAUGCCACUAUUUUUUGUGCUCAUGCAAGGUUUGAACGAUCCAAUUCUCAAAUUUCCAUUCAACUAUAAAGUCACAUUUUGUUUAUACGAUCAAACGUCUAUACAACGACAUAUUAUCGAUUCAUUUCGACCAGACAUUAAAUCAAGUAGUUUUCAGCAACCUCGGUCGAAUGUGAAUAUAGCCAACGGUAUACAGAAAUUUAUCCCAUUGGAAGCAAUUCAACAGGAAAGAAGUUCGUAUGUACGAGACGAUACAAUGCUUAUCAGAAUUAUGGUUGAUUUUGAAGAAAUAUCCAAAACAUUAUUACCCUACGCUUUGAGUCACAAUCCAGGUCUCCCAGCUUAUGUUCAACAAGCAAUGAUCAAGCAAGAAACAGAACGAAGAACACAAUUAUGA
Messenger RNA from Rotaria sp. Silwood2, 996 nucleotides. The record is from the annotation of a GenBank genome assembly. Lineage: Eukaryota; Metazoa; Rotifera; Eurotatoria; Philodinida; Philodinidae.